Parnassius mnemosyne (clouded apollo) is the source of this 1035-nucleotide messenger RNA. Lineage: Eukaryota; Metazoa; Arthropoda; Insecta; Lepidoptera; Papilionidae. The record is from the annotation of a GenBank genome assembly.
AUGAUUGAGGGAAUGGUGAAGGAUGGUGUUAUUGAACCUUCAUCUAGUCCAUGGUGUUCACCUGUGGUGCUGGUAAAGAAGAAGGACAGCUAUCCCUUGCCAAGAAUUGAUGAUACGCUGGACAUGCUUACAGGCGUAAAGUGGUUUAGUACGCUGAACCUGAAAAGUGGCUACUGGCAGGUUGAAAUUGACCCUAAGGACAAGGAGAAAAAUGCAUUCUCCACAGGAAAGGGUCUGUGGCAAUUUAAAGUCAUGCCGUUUGGAUUGUGCAAUGUUCCAGCAACGUUUGAAAGGUUGAUGGAGCUUGUACUUACCGGGUUUGGAGAUGCCUGUCUAGUCUACUUGGAUGACAUCAUCAUCGUAGGCCGUACGUUUGAGGAACACCUUCAAAACCUGGAACGCGUGCUCAUGAAGAUGCAGAGUGCCAACCUCAAGUUGAGUCCGAAGAAGUGCUCACUAUUCAAACGGCAAGUUAGCUUUUUGGGGUAUGUAGUGUCGGAAGAAGGUAUCCGCACGGAUCCAGAGAAAAUUGCUGCUGUCAAGGAUUGGCUGGUUCCAAAAGACAAGACACAGGUUAGAGCAUUUUUGGGUUUGUGCUCUUAUUAUCGGCGAUUUGUGAAGAACUUUGCAGAUAAGGCCAAACCUCUGCACAGGCUAACCGAGGAGAAGCGACAUUUCUGCUGGGAUAAACGUUGCAAUGUUGCAUUCCAGGAGCUCAAGAACCGUCUGUGCAAAAUACCUAUUUUGGGGUACCCUGAUGCGGGCAAGGAAUUUAUAGUUGACACAGACGCAAGUGAUAUAGGACUUGGCGGUGUGUUGUCUCAACGGAAUGGUGAUCAAGAGAUUGUGAUAGCGUACUUCAGCAAGUCGUUGUCAAAGCCGGAAAGGAACUAUUGUGUCACAAGACGGGAAUUGCUUGCUGUGGUAAAGUCCUUGCAGCAUUUUAGCAAAUAUCUGCUGGGGCGGAAAUUCCACUUACGAACUGACCAUGCUGCACAGAAAUGGCUAUUGCAGUUCAAAAAUCCGGAAGGAUAA